This is a messenger RNA of Chanos chanos (milkfish), 2296 nucleotides long. It is a transcript of the gene eefsec, whose product is annotated as eukaryotic elongation factor, selenocysteine-tRNA-specific. Lineage: Eukaryota; Metazoa; Chordata; Actinopteri; Gonorynchiformes; Chanidae. Gene Ontology annotation, molecular function: translation elongation factor activity; GTP binding; GTPase activity. The transcript has 7 exons. Gene Ontology annotation, biological process: selenocysteine incorporation. The coding region runs from base 230 to 2026 and encodes 598 amino acids. The record is from RefSeq and is a predicted model, not a curated record.
UGCAGUAACAAAAAGUAAACUGCAUUUAAUAAAAGAAGUUGAAACGUUAACGUAGCGAACUAAGAUAUAUGAUACCUAAAGUGGACGCUAACUAUAUUUGCACUACCCGCUCAGUCUCACAGCACAUUUAAAAUCGUAGAGGACCACUGAAAACAAGUCCAAAGUCCGUGGAUUUGGAGGUGCUUUGAGAGAGACUCGUUUGACGGCAGCUCGGUCGGUAGUGCGUGCUAUGGCAGAGCCUGGUACCGGGGACGGCCUCCCCAGAACUCUCAAUUUUAACAUUGGUGUCCUGGGACAUGUGGACAGCGGUAAGACGUCUCUGGCCCGGGCGCUCAGCAGCACCGCAUCAACUGCCGCUUUCGAUAAGAACCCUCAGUCCCGGGAACGGGGUAUCACCCUGGACCUGGGAUUCAGUGCCUUUACGGUCCCUUUACCAGAGCACCUGCGGGAGGCCUGCGGGGACCGGGGCUACGACAGCUUGCAGUUUACCUUGGUCGACUGUCCCGGACACGCCUCCCUUAUUCGCACCAUCAUCGGGGGAGCUCAAAUCAUAGAUCUGAUGCUGCUGGUGGUUGAUGUGGUAAAGGGAAUGCAGACACAGACGGCAGAAUGCCUCCUGAUUGGUCAGCUCACUUGCUCUCGCAUGCUCGUCAUCCUCAAUAAGACAGACUUACUGCCAAGAGAGAAGAGACAGAGCGCCAUCGAAAAGAUCACCAAGAAAAUGCACAAAACACUAGAGAACACCAGAUUUAAAGGCUGCCCCGUGAUUGCUGUGGCAGCCAAGCCUGGGGGUCCUGAUGCGCCCGAUACAGAGGAACCACAGGGAAUUCCUGAACUUAUAGAGCUGCUGAAAGCUCAGGCGUUCCUGCCCCGCAGGGAUCCGUCCGGUUCUCUGCUGAUGGCUGUGGAUCACUGUUUCUCCAUCCGUGGACAGGGAACUGUCAUUACAGGAACCAUCCUACAGGGGGCAGUCUCAGUCAAUGACACACUAGAGAUACCAGCACUAAAGGUGACCCGAAAGGUCAAGUCCAUCCAAAUGUUCAGGAAGCCCGUUUCCAGGGCAGUGCAGGGCGAUCGUGUGGGAGUAUGUGUGACACAGUUCGACCCCAAACUGUUGGAGAGGGGCGUGGUGUGCACCCCUGGGUCUCUGCGAACGAUCCACGCUGCCGUAAUUUCUGUCCGAAAAAUCGACUACUACCGAGGCCCUCUCAGCAGCCGUGCGAAAUUCCACGUCACCAUGGGCCACGAAACGGUCAUGGCACGCAUCUCGUUCUUUUGCUUGGCCACGCCUCCCAAUAGCACUAAUCCGCCUGACAACAAGUCCAGCCAAUCAGAAACGCCACUGAACGGUAGCCCGGCCUUUGCGGACCUGAGUCUGGAUUCUGUUCCGCCAUUCUCGUUUGAUUGGGAAUUCCGCCACCAGGAGGAGUACCUGAUUGGUCAAGGUGAGGGCGAGGGGCGGGACCCAGAGCAGUGGGCGUUGCUGGAGUUUGAGAGGCCUGUCACAUGUCCUCCCCUCUGCCUGGUGAUUGGCUCUCGGCUGGACUCAGAUAUACACAGCAAUGCGUGUAGACUGGCCUUUCACGGGAGACUGUUGGAAGGGUUUGAGGAGAAAAACUAUACAGAGAUCUGUCUGCCACGACUUAAAAUCAGCAAGGACAAACACAGGGAAGGAACAGUGGAGAGGGUGACAGAUGACUACACUGUGAUUGGACGAAACCUCUUUAAGAAGGAGACCAACCUGCAGCUCUUCACAGGGUUAAAGGUCACACUGUCAUCCGGGGAAAUGGGGGUCAUUGAAGGUGGCUUCGGUCAGAGUGGCAAGAUCAAAAUCAGAGUGCCAGAGGGGUUAAAAGAAGAAACAAAGCAGCUUCUUUCCUCGUCUGCCAAGAAGAAAGGAAAGGGCGGGGCUAAAAGUGAAGUGACCAAAGAGGAAGAGCCGAAGACAGACUCUCAACCAAUUAGCAUUCACUUGAAUUUCAAGAGAUACAUUUACGAUCCCCAUAAGAAGAUGGUGCAGUCUUGACUAUCAUAGAGCUCUGUGUGGAAUGUACCAUGUACGCAGUGCAUCAGGGGGUGGGGGAGAGAAGUCAGUUUAUUGAACAGGCACCGAUCAGACAGAGCGAGCAAGUGUGUUUUGUGAUACUCAGCAGUUUCAUUGCGUCUUCUUCUAUUGAAUGCUGAAGGAAAUGUUUGUCUGUUCUCUCUCUCCCUCUCUGCCUAUUUCUCACUCUCUCCCUGUGGUUACUGGAGCUAUACUGAGAUAUAGAUAUAUGUUUUUUAAUGACGUAAUAAA